UUCUAGUUAUGACCUUGGAUGAUCUCAUAUAUGUAAUUUCCUUACUCAUUUCUCUACUAUGUGGUCCUCUGAUAUGCUACGCAAGAGGGAAUUCGAAGAAGCCAGUUUCAUUCUUGUUUGUAGGCAUUUCAUUGUUCACUCUCUCUCUACGCUCUUUGGAUUCAUUAUACUUUUCGGAAUAUUUAAAGAAAGGCAAAUUAAUUUUUUUUAUUGGUUUUAGAUUUAUUCAUAUUGCUUCCUUCAUAUGGUGCUUUGGUUACCUCGGCUACUUUAGAACCUCAUAUCUAUUUGGCCAUGAAAUACCGACUCCACAUACGAAUGCACUCCAACUAUUAUUGACUUUGAGGCUAAUUGGCUUGGGAUUUGAACUUCACGACUCAUGGCUCAUCUUGUCUAAACUUGAAAAGAUGGAUCGUAAAUGUGCCGAGUGGCCUGAGCUCAAGCUUAGAGAAAAGUUUUGUUGUAUUUCUCUGAAUGUUUUCGAUAUAUUUUGCUACUCUUAUUGUUACAUAGGCCUUUUUACCGAUAUGUGUGAAUGGCCGCUCGGAGCUCAGGAGCCCUCAAAUGCACCUCUCCAAAGCAGGCUUCAGGAGGCCUCAUUAUUUGGUAUUUAUGUUCGUACGGAUGAAUUUUUCUUGCAGCCUUUCUUCUACAGAUUCUUUUACAUGUUCAUAAUGUUUGUUAUCUUUCGAGCUCGCAUUUAUAGCGCUUGGAAAAUGUCGGAAGCUGUUUGUAUUUCAGCCCGCUUAGGCAUUUAUCCAAGCGUUAGUCAGCCUCGCAGUGGUGCUGGUCCAACGCGUCUAGAUGAGCUAGAA
Protopolystoma xenopodis is the source of this 815-nucleotide messenger RNA. The record is from the annotation of a GenBank genome assembly. NCBI's taxonomy places the organism in Eukaryota, Metazoa, Platyhelminthes, Monogenea, Polystomatidea, Polystomatidae.